Scutellospora calospora is the source of this 1806-nucleotide messenger RNA. Lineage: Eukaryota; Fungi; Glomeromycota; Glomeromycetes; Diversisporales; Gigasporaceae. The record is from the annotation of a GenBank genome assembly.
AUGAGCAAACAAAACGCACAACAAAUAUAUUCUAAUUACAAAUCAGAUAAUGAAACCAAUACUAUUGAGACUCCAGUACCUCAAUCCUCUAAAGUAGAAGAACAAAUGUCUAAUACGAUAUAUUCCACAGAACAAGUGAGCCCCACAUAUCCUAAAUGGCAAGAAAGAUUUGAUGAUAAAUUUAUACAAAAAAAUGAUUAUCUCUUAUCUAAUUACAGAGCAAAAGAAGGAAUUAAUAAACAAGCACCAAAAUUUUCUGUCAUAGUUAAUAUAUCUGAGAUAUAUGGGUUACCUGGAAUUCAUGAAUAUAUUAAUGAGAAACGGCCUUUAAGAGCUGUAAUUGAUAUUGACGUAUCUAAAGAAAAAAUAGAAGCUGAAAACAUUAAUACUAAAAAUGAAGAAAUUAUUAAAGGAUUGGUAAUUAUGAUAUCAUCUGAUAAUAGUAAAUGCAGUUAUCACCUUCUAUAUGCUCUAACUCUUCUUGUUGAUUAUCAGGAGCUCAAAGAAUUUACAGAAUUAGUAUACAAAUUAACAGGAGAAAAAUAUGUUCAACCACCUACUAGUUUGAGAUAUGAAGUAAGGCCCUGUAUACUUAGUAUAGAAAAAAUAAAUAAUCAAAAAAAAAUAAUCGUGGGUCAUGAUGCGUUAAAAAAAUAUGCGAAUCUAGUUUUGCAGAAGUAUUCUAAAUAUCUUGGGAGUUGGGAUAUCAAAGAAAAAGAUUCUCAAUACGUAUCACUCAUUUGUCAUCUUAGAGAGGAUGUACAAGGUAUUACUCAUGUUUUGAUAAGAGAAUUUCUAAUAUUGCGCAUCAAAAUAUAUCAUGAAAAAUCAGAUUUAAUUAAGAAGUCUCAAGAUUUUAGCAAUGUGGAAGAGGCAUGGAAGGAUGUAGAUCUUGUUACAUAUACAAAUACAUUAAAAAUAGGAGUCUCGUGUACUAAUCCCAAGUUUGAGUAUGCAUUCUGUCUUUUCAAAAGUUAUAUAGAAACUAAUACAGAGACGAAUCAGAUGCUAUUCUGUAUGAGAUAUAUUAAAGAAUACACAUGUCACAUCGAACAAAGAUCAUUAAAUCUCCUAAUUACCGAAGAGGGAUUAUUCCACUGGUUGUUAAAAGCUAAACAUGAAUCUCUCCCUCAAGAACUUCAGAAUAGAGGAAUAUUUCCAGAUGUAGAAUCUAUUAUUCGAAAUAAAGACAUUCUAAUAACAGGUAUGGUAGUUUCUAUAAUAAAAACUACUCCAAAAGCUAAAGAUGAUACCAUGUUAUUAACUGAAACAGUAAAAGGGUAUUCUUCAGCUAUUAAAGCAGAAGAAAUUUCAGACAUUGCUAAUGCCAAUAUUCUCAAUCAUGAGAUAGCUGAACAUCUAGAAAACAAGCCAAGAAAGACUUUAGAAGAAAUAGUAUCACCUGAAUCUAUAACUGAAGAAUUUAUUACAGAUUAUGCAGUUGAGACCAUUAUUCAUGAAGAUUAUAGAAAUGAUAGACUUAUAACAGUUACCCAAGCAGAGAAGCAUCAAAUUUGUCUGGAAUUACUAAAGACCUCAAAACUAGGCUUAUUAAAUUCAGUACUCUUUUCAACUUAUGGAAUAAAGUAUAAAGCUAUAGAUAAUAAUUGCAGAUAUUACUAUCUGGUUAGACCAUUUGAUAGUGAAGAUGCUUUUAAAUUACCUUCAUAUCAGACAGGAGAAGGUCCCUUUUACGAGAAUGGCGAAGAUAUACAAUAUAGAUAUAGUAAACUCUCACCUAAUGAAUUAGAAACUUCUUCUAAUUCUAUUAUACAAGAUACUCAGAAUCUAUUUGAUAUCUGUUAA